Messenger RNA from Toxotes jaculatrix (banded archerfish), 5353 nucleotides. It is a transcript of the gene ctbp1, whose product is annotated as C-terminal binding protein 1. Lineage: Eukaryota; Metazoa; Chordata; Actinopteri; Toxotidae. The coding region runs from base 211 to 1557 and encodes 448 amino acids. Gene Ontology annotation, molecular function: NAD binding; transcription corepressor activity; oxidoreductase activity, acting on the CH-OH group of donors, NAD or NADP as acceptor. The transcript has 11 exons. The record is from RefSeq and is a predicted model, not a curated record.
UUUCAUGGCGAUCGGGAGAGAGGGAACACCACCGACGCACGCACACUAUCUCAGCACUCUUGAAAGAGUUUAUUCGGGUGUAAACUAAGUUGUCUACCUGACUGGCACAAGGAACACUGUUCUCCAGGUGAAUCUUAGAGGACAUCACUAAAGGGGCUCCAUAGCACUUGGAUCUGUUCUCCUCUGUCCCAGGUUCAGACUGCUUGGUCUAUGGCGCUGAUGGACAAACACAAACAGGUCAAGCGGCAGAGACUUGACCGCAUUUGUGAGGGUAUCCGACCCCCCAUCCUGAACGGGCCAAUGCACCCGCGGCCCCUGGUGGCCCUGCUGGAUGGGCGCGACUGCACUGUGGAAAUGCCCAUCCUCAAAGAUGUGGCCACAGUGGCCUUCUGCGAUGCCCAGUCCACACAAGAGAUUCACGAGAAGGUGCUAAAUGAGGCAGUGGCCGCCCUGCUGUACCACACCAUCACUCUGUCCAGAGAUGACUUGGAAAAGUUCAAAGGCCUACGCGUAAUUGUCAGGAUUGGCUCAGGCUUCGACAAUGUCGACAUCAAAGCAGCUGCUGAGCUAGGCAUUGCUGUCUGUAACGUGCCAGCAGCCUCGGUGGAGGAGACAGCCGACACUUCGCUAUGUCUGAUCCUCAACCUGUACAGGCGAGUCACCUGGAUGCACCAGGCCCUCAGGGAGGGAACCCGUGCCUCUAGUGUGGAGCAGAUCCGGGAGGUGGCUGGCGGUGCUGCUCGUAUCCGUGGCGAGACGCUUGGCAUUAUUGGUUUGGGGCGUGUUGGCCAAGCGGUGGCUCUACGGGCCAAGGCUUUUGGUUUUGGCGUGAUCUUCUAUGACCCCUACCUGCCCGAUGGCGUGGAGCGUUCACUAGGCCUGCAGCGCAUGGCCACCCUGCAGGACCUGCUCAUCCACUCGGACUGUGUAUCCCUGCACUGCAGCCUCAACGAGCACAACCACCACCUCAUUAACGACUUCACCAUCAAACAGAUGCGUCAGGGUGCUUUCCUGGUGAACACAUCAAGAGGGGGCCUGGUUGACGAGAAAGCAUUGGCUCAGGCCCUGAAAGAGGGCCGGAUACGAGGGGCCGCCCUGGACGUCCACGAGACAGAACCCUUCAGUUUUUCAACAGGCCCUCUGAAGGAUGCACCCAACCUGAUCUGUACCCCACACACAUCCUGGUACAGUGAGCAGGCUUCUGUGGAGGCUCGCGAGGAGGCAGCCAGGGAGGUGCGCCGCGCCAUCACUGGGCGUAUCCCUGACAGUCUAAAGAACUGCGUGAACAAGGAGUAUCUGAUGGCAGCCUCUCAGUGGCCCAGCAUGGAGGCAGCCACUGUUCACCCAGAACUUAAUGGAGCCACUUACAGAUUUCCUCCAAGUCUGAUUAAUGUUGCAGCAGCAGGGGGUCUCCCUGGAGCAGGCGCAGGGGUUGAAAGCCUGGUUUCAGGAACCCUGGCGCACGGCAUCACCCCCGUCUCCCACCCUCCUCACACCCCCUCCCCGGGGCAGCCUACUAAGGCCGAAGCCGACAGAGACAUCCCCUCCGACCAAUAGCCCCCCCCGCCGCCGCCAGCACAUUCCGUCACCUCUGGAAACCACCCCCACCCUCCACUUCUCAGCAUCAGACACAGCACGGCCCUCCAGUACAUCGGCAGCACCAGUUUGACCUGAUGUGGAUCUACACAGUCUUGUUUCUCAGAUUACAUAACCAGCCCAGGAGUGACCUGUCCACAGCUACCCCGCAUCCCACUCACAUCCCUCCAGAACACACACACAUCCCUCCAUCCUAGUCCUCAUCUCACCCACCCACCCACCCGCCACCCCCCUCCUCCCUUCACUCCCCCACAACGUCAGCAAUAACUUUGUUCUCAAGGAUUCAAUGAUUGGAUUGGUUUAUUUCCUUAGUUGGCUGUUGUUUUAAUGGAAAGUUGAUCUGUUGUGGUUCUAGGUGUUAAUGUUUGUUUGUAAAAAAAAAAAACAAAAAAAAAAAAUAGCAUUUCUGACAUUAGGCUUUACAGUCUGCUGCCUCUUGCAGUUCUCUUCUGACUUUGACCAGUAGAGGCACAGAGGCAGAAAGUUUGAAGCCCCCCCUUUGUACAUUAAUGGCUCAUGUUACUGCUCUCUUCUUCGUUUCUUUUUUUUUCUCUCCCCCUCCACCUUUCUUAUGAUGGAGGGGGUGUGUUCUUAAGUAAACCAGACAGAAUCACAAACAGUACAUCCUGUCCUCCCCACCAGGCAUCUAGCUACCCCUCAUCCCAGUUUUGCCCUUAGUUCUCCCUCCCCCUCCCCUGGCACUGUCAUGAGCUUGCUCAGCAGAGGGGUCCAUAGUGCUGUCAGUGUGAAGCUCUCUCUGACUGUCUAAGUACAUUUGAUCUGCUCAGCUCAUGUGCUUCAGCUCUCAACUUUGAUGCUACCCAAGAUCUUUUGUACCCCUUUUACUGCUGCAGUUUUUUUUUUAGGACAGUUGUCCCUGUAUUUACACAGGCUUUGUCGCUCAUUGCUUGUUCUGCCAUGGCAGAAUAGAACAGAGCAUCAUAUCAGAGAGCACCUAGGCAUGAAUUUCUAUCUCAUGCCAGCAGCCACAGUGCUGCGUGUGAGGUCUCGACACAUGGUGCCCACACAGUAUCAAACACAAAAAACAGCAGCAGGCCAGGGGGGUCUCGCCAGCAGAGGGCACUGUCUGACCGCACAGAGACCAGAGCUGCAUCUCAGUCGAACAGAGGGACAGUCACAGGUUAGCUUUAGAGAUGAAGAACAUGAUCACACACUGCCGACGUUCAGAACACACGAUGGGUGACUGGGGAUCGACUACUUACGGCCUUAUUGUUUGAAAAGAUCUCACUGCACCCCACCACCAUCACUGCUACCACCACCCCUGCAGCCACCCACCCUCCACUCUUCUCCCACUGUCAUGACCGACCCUGCACAUCUGCUCAUGAACCAGUAUGCAUCCACCAAUUCCUUUAAGUGUGAGGGGACAGUAGAGAUUAGAUUCCCUGUAGGAGCAAGGGGACAGUGUUCUUGCAUGCUGGCUUUAUUAAUGGCAGUGGUGUGUAUGUGUGCGUGUGUGCCUGUGUGUGUGUGUGUGUGUGUGUGUGUGUGUUUGUAUGUUCCCUCACCCUGUUAUGAUAAGUCUUUCCAAAGGAAUAGUCCCUAGGAGUAACUCUUUAACGCUGUUGCCCUGGUGUCAAGGGAACACCUUUCUAGUACCUCAGUAACAGAUAUUGAAUGUACCGUGCAUACCCUUUUAUUUUUUGUACAGAUUUUCUAGAUACUUCUUUGCUAUUCUUUACCAGAAGGGUUGUGAAAUUGUAGCAGUAAUGAUACAAUAAAAAAAAAAAACAUUGCCCCAUGAAAUAAAUUGACAAAAUCUUUGUAGGUUCACUAUAGGUCACUGAAUACUCAGGCUUCAAAAUCAGUGUGUAUCUCUUUCCCUUUUAUUUCCUCAUUGUGGAAAAUUCAGCACAGCGCUUUCCCAUUCUUAGACUUCAGACUGUAGUUGACGUGUUUCGACCUCCAUCUUACUGGCUAUUGAAAAAUGAGGAAAAAAAAGCAAAAGGCGGUCGUUGUGGUCUGCUAGUUCUCUUUUAUUAGAACAGUAGUAGUAGAUGCUGUUUUGUUUUGUUUUGUUUUGACCCCCCUUCAUUGUCAAGCUGCUCUAUCUAUAGUGCAUGUGAGGUAAUUUUUCUAGGGGAAAUACUAUUGGCUUAAAAAAAUUUGGUGUCAUCUUGCUGUUUCCCUCCGCUCCCCGGCCUUCUCCCACUCAGAGUGUUUUCAACCCGAGUUGCCAUUUUUGUCGUGGUCAGUUUCCAGUGAUGUACAGUUUCCUCCCCCAGAGUCUAUGAGAGACAUGGAGCAUGUCUGUGUCCUGAGAUGCUAGGCUCCUCUGUCAUGUGAUGAGUAUAUAUUUUUAAAAAAAAUAACCCCCAUAGUUCGGAUUAUGAGCAUUAUAGUAAUCUUAAAUUUUGCUGUUGAUGAUGAUGAUUAUAUAUAUAUUUUUUUCAGUUCAGCAGUGCACUGUUAUGAAAACCAUUCUGUUUUUAUUGUAGGAUUUCACUUUUAUGGAUAUGCUGUCUGUGUUCUACAUGUUGUACUGAAACAUUUCAGAGAAAACAAGAGAUCCCUCUCCUGGUGAUUUUUUUUUUUUUUUUUUUUUUUUUUGUUGGGGGAAUAAUUUGUCUUAUCCCAACGGUCCUUUCCAGCUGAUAUCCUCUGGGCCUUACUUAUUCUCUCCCUGUCGAAGUAGCUGUUAUAGAAAGUCGCCAUGGAACCACUCACUGCCUUAAUACAGUUGACCACAGCAGGUGAAGUCAGGAGACACACCCAGUCGAAAAGAACGGGCCACAACCAAGGCCGCUCCGCAAAAAGCUCUUCACACCCCGACAGGCCUAAAUCUGCAGCACGUUGCAUUUCUUUUUCAGUGUCGAACCACAUUUAGCCUUGUGUAGUCAGAUUCCAGCCCAUUCUGCAAACACAUAAAUGCAGCGUGAAUUCUUAAUAUGCAUUAAUGUUAUAUUUUUGUUUUUGUUUGUCUUCUAAUUUUCAGUAGUCAGCCCAGCAGUGUGUAUGUGCAUAGGCUAACAAAUAAGCACAUUGUGUAUGUUCACAAAAACACAGCUGAUAUUUCACUCUUGGGUGUGAGAAUGCCAUUGCACCACCCACCCAGCACCACUUUGGGGCUCUUAAAGCUUCUAUCACAGCGCUGCCAGAGCCCCAGUGGGGCUGGGGGUGGGAGGGCAUAGCGGACACUGGUGUGGUCUGUCAAAAGAAGAAAAAAAAAAAAAAAAAAAAAAGCAGAAAAUUACGUGAGAAUCGGUCACUUUUUCUCUCUCAGGGUUCAAAUGCACACAUAUCCUCCAGCAGUCGCCCUCUGUCUUGUGUCCCUCAUCCCAAGUUUUCCGCCCUCCGAAUGUAGAACAGCCUCCUGCGUUUUUAGGAACCGCUCUCCCUUCAUUUUCCCUUUGUGCACAGGUCUGAACUUUUUUUUUUCCUGUUUUUCUUUCUUUUGGCACUGACAUCUAACCAUCUAACAAGGAAUGAAUGGAUGAAUGUUUGAAAGUGACUGUGUGUAAUGUUAAAAAUGAAAUGUAUUUUUACAACAUGUGAACAUUUUUUUUUCCACUCACUCUCAUUGUGAAUUGAUUUUUUUUCUUUCACCAGACUGCAAAAACAAAAAGAAAAAAAAACAAAAAUGAAAAAAAAAAUCUCCUGUAACUAGGCUCUUAAGCUUUAUUUUUGUUUUGUUUACUUUUUUAUUAGAAACAAUCAUGUUUGUGAUGGUAACUUCCGAUGGUAAACUCCACACCGUAUUUUAAUAAAAUCUUAAAAAUUAAACAUUUGCUCCAUUGUU